Messenger RNA from Phycodurus eques (leafy seadragon), 2551 nucleotides. RefSeq names its product gastrula zinc finger protein XlCGF8.2DB-like. Gene Ontology annotation, molecular function: DNA-binding transcription factor activity; RNA polymerase II cis-regulatory region sequence-specific DNA binding. The record is from RefSeq and is a predicted model, not a curated record. NCBI's taxonomy places the organism in Eukaryota, Metazoa, Chordata, Actinopteri, Syngnathiformes, Syngnathidae. The transcript is spliced from 2 exons. The coding region runs from base 224 to 1459 and encodes 411 amino acids. Gene Ontology annotation, biological process: regulation of transcription by RNA polymerase II.
CCACAGCACGUUGCGUUUUGUGGUAACCACUUGAGCCUCCUUCAAAAUUCUUCUUGAAUUUGUACUGAAUGCAGUCAAGCCUCGACACAGAACGUCUCCAUCACUACUUUCCUGGAGUAAAACAUCAUUAAUGAAAGCUUAUCCAGUUAACUUAGCUUAGCUGAAUAGAAAGCGACGCAUUCAUUAGCAACUCUCAAGUGUUGUGAUUAUUUUUUGGGGGGAAAUGUGUGCAAAAAGUGUGAAAGAAGAGUACGAGGUGGAACUUUCUCAAAUCAAAGACGAGAACGAACGUCAACUACUCGACGCUCUUUUCAUGAAGCCUCCACUUUUGUUACACAAUCCAGAUGUCAGUGAAGAUCUUCAUGCUGAACAGCAUGAGUGGAACUCCAGUGCUGAACAGCGGGAGCUAGAGCACUCUCACAUUAAAGAAGAAGAGCGAAAAAAAACCCACAUAAAAGCAGUAGAGGACAAGCCAGGGGUCCCCUUUGUUAAAGAAGAGGAGGUUGAUAUAAUUAAGUUUCCCUUGAUUGUUGUGAAGAGUGAAGAUGAUGGUGAAGGUGAUGGAGAACACUGCGGAGGGUCACAAGCAGACUGCCUCAUAGCUCCACUAUCAGACAGUGACGACUUAACAUCACAAUCUGAUGACACUGGUGAUCAACAUUCUGAAGGUUAUAUGACAUGUCACACUGACGACACACACCGGAAAUGCUCGCAGUGUGGGAAAACAUUUAGUUCAAAGUGGGAUUUCAAAGUUCACAUAAGAAGUCAUGAAGAAGAAAAACCGUUCAGCUGUUCAGACUGUGGGAAAAGAUUUACCCGAAAGGGACAUUUGAACAUACACACAAGAUCACACACUGGAGAGAAACCUUUUUGCUGCUCAGUUUGUGGGCUUCGAGUAACUCAAAAGUUUAGUUUAACAAAUCACAUGAGAACGCACACAGGAGAGAAGCCUUUUGUCUGCUCAGUUUGUGGUAGCAGAUUUUCUAUAAAGGGGCAUUUACAAAUACACACAAGAACGCACACUGGCGAAAAACCUUUUGCCUGCUUAGUGUGUGGUAAAACAUUUUCUGUAAAGGGAUAUUUAAGAAGACACACAAGAACACACACUGGGGAGAAACCUUUUUCCUGCUUAGUGUGUGGUCUUAAAGUAACACAAAAGUUUAUUUUAACAAAUCACAUGAGAACGCACACUGGAGAAAAACCUUUUGCCUGCUCAGUUUGCAGUAAAAGAUUUGCUCGUCAAGCACAUUUAAACUUACACACAAGAACACACACUGGAGAAAAACCCUUUGCCUGCUCAAUCUGCACCUUACACUUCAAUGAACGUUCCAAAUUGAUUCAACACAUGAGAACACACACUGGUGAGAAACCGUUCAGUUGCAGUGUGUGUGAUGAAAGAUUCUGUCAUCAGUAUCAGGUUAAGAGACAUAAGUGUGCUGGUGAGAAGAGGAGCAGGUAAAAAAAAAAGCUACAGAACUUAGAGUAAGCAGCACGGUGCCCGACUGGUUAGCACAUCUGCCUCACCGUUCUGAGGACCAGGGUCCAAAUCCGGCCUCGCCUGUGUGGAGUUUGCAUGUCCUCCCCGUGCCUGCGUGGGUUUUCUCCGGGUACUCCGGUUUCCUCCCACAUCCCCAAAACAUGCACAGUAGGUUAAUUGAAGACUCAAAAUUUUCCAUAGGUGUGAAUGUGAGUGCGAAUGGUUGUUUGUCUACAUGCGCCCUGCGAUUGGCUGACAACCAGUUCAGGGUGUACCCCGCUUCUUGCCCGAAAAUAGCUGGGAUAGGGUCCAGGACGCCUGCAACCCUAAUGAUAUGCAAAAUGAAUUAAUGAAUGAACUUGGAGUAAACUGUAAACUUGCAACUUCGACUUCUAACACCACUUACCAAGUUUGAGGCAAUCUGGUAAACUGUAAAAGUGUAUAUGGGACCCUCAAUUUAAAUAAGCAAGUAGUCAAACAGUGAUAGCGUUGAGAAUCUAAUAAUAUUCAGGCAUACUUGCGUUGCUUGGAUUGAGUUAUAUAAAAGUUCUCAUUAUUGUCAUAGUACUGGUUUGUUUUUUAAACUGCUGUGCAUAAUCAUUUGGAAGACUGUUAGGAAUUUUUUCAAAUAGAAAUACUGGCAUUGUUGUUUUGUUAAAAAAAGCGAAUGGUUGUUUGUUUCUAUGUGCCCUGCGAUUGGCUGGCAACCAGUUCAGGGUGUACCCCGCCUCCUGCCCGAUGACAGCUGGGAUAGGCUCCAGCACGCCCGCGACCCUAGUGAGGAGAAGCGGCUCAGAAAAUGGAUGGGUGGAUAGAAGUUAAUGUCAUUUUAGGUUAUCAAAAAUGUUAGUCACUAUAAAUUGCAUUGACUAUCUCAGAAAAUGAACAAAAACAGCUCAUGCGCAACCAUGUCGAACACAGAAAAAUUCAGAGUCGCCAACAUUAUCCCCUGACCUCAACCGUAUUUAUAACAUGCAGCGCAUCUUGAAAUGAAAGGUGUAUAGAGUAAAUGGCAAUAUACCUUCAAACAACUACAUUGGUAGGCAAUUCUUACAUAAUCAUUUGCUACACUAU